UAAGUAAAUGGGAAAGGCGUGGCUUGUAUGCACUGUACAGCGGCUCUUUGGGCGUUGUUCUAUUUGUGUUUUUUUCCUUUAAUUUUUUUGUAUUUUUCAACUGAGUAUGGGUAAUAGAACAAUGGCACAAAUUGUAUUCCUGCUGUUGCUUGUAUGUUGCGUUGAACAAGGUCUUUCUAUAAAAUGCUGGGACUGCAGAUCUGAUUCCGAUCCGAAAUGUGCAGAUCCUUUUGAUAAUUCUACUGUACCUAUUAAAGACUGUAGUCAAGAACCAUCCCCAGAACAUCUAACGGGCGUAAAGUCAACACUAUGUCGAAAGAUUCGUCAAAAAGUAAAUGGGGAAUGGCGAUACUUCCGCAGCUGUGCUUUUUUGGGCGAACCAGGGAUCGCAGGUGACGAAAGAUUUUGUUUAAUGAGAACGGGUACUUACAAUAUCUUUAUGGAAUACUGUACAUGUAAUAGCAAAGAUGGCUGUAAUUCUGCAUCUUCGCUCUCGAAUUGGCUCGUCUUCCCUUUGCUAUUGCUUAUUGCUGCAUUUGGAUUUCUUUCAUUUUAAGGAUAUACAUAUUGUUAAAUUUCUCAUUUUGAAAAUCAAAAUCACGCUCUCAUUAGGCUUAAAUUAGAAGAAAAUGAGCUCAUGGAGUAAAUUUUAUAAAAUUCUGUGGUAAAGCAGCGAGUACCAAUUUUUAUCGUGCACAUAUCCUCUGAGCCUGUACUUCAUCUUUGAACAUUUUUUUAAACAUUGUUACCUAUACUGAAUACUACAAAUACCAAAAUGUAAAAAAUGUUUUUAAAGCGUGCUUAGACAUACAACUAGAAAAUAUUUUCAAUUUUAAUUAAUGCCAAUUGAUGAUGGAGUCUAAAAUACCGAACUUUCUCUCAUUUAUCUUUUUUGCAAAAUAUUUUUAUAAUUUUUAGUUUCUGCAUUAUAUUUUGCAGAAGAUUUAAAACUAAUAUGAAGAAAGAAGAGCUUCUAAUACUAAGAAAGUUUGCUAGUUUACUCUUUAUUUUGCACAAGUGCCUUCUUAUGCAUCUUAUAAAAGUAUGGUAUCGAUGCUGAUCGCAAGUAGCAUAAGCUUAAUACUAAUUCCGUCCAAAAUAAUUCCAUCGAUUCAAAGGUAGAGUUUUAGAAUUACUAUUUUUGUACUUUUAUACAUCAAUUUAUAUCCAGAAAAAUGUACCUGGGAAUCAAUUGUUAUUAAGACGUCGAAUAAGAGUCUGACUGAAUAAGCUACGUGAGCAUGAAAUUCUCUAGGAACAAGAGCAAUAAUUAUAAGAUAUUAUAGAAAGAAAGUAAGUAUUUCCAUAAAAGAAAGCUAAAUUUUCCAACUAAUGACACGUGUUGCUGGACACAUGCGCAGUAGUCCACUUUGUGCUCGUAGGAAACACUACUGGUUACUACUACUGGUCACUACUACCUAUUUUUCACUGAUUGCUUAAGUUCACUUAGUUUUAAGUAUAUGAAAGAUGAUAUUUUUUUCUUUUACAUAGGUUGAAAGCUAUCUAAAUUCUGUAUAAAAUGAGUAAAGGAUCAAGCAUCUUGUUAAUUAUUUAAGACGAUAUGACAAAAAGAAUGCAAAUUUUAAUGUUUUCUCAGCCUUGUGGCCGGUACUGUAUCUAUUUUUAAUUUAGGUUUCAUCAGGCCUUCCAAACUGUAAAACGUUUAUUAAAGACAAACUUUGGAUGGCUUUUUAUGUACGAAUUGCCAGGAAAUGUCCUUGCGUUUAUGUGUAGCUCGCCAUUGACUAGAGACUUGUUUGUACUGAGGAAAAAAAUAGCGCCCUCAGCCAACAAUACUGACGCUUCGUACCAAAGUUCUGCCCAUUUGAUGUACAGCAAGAAGACUCAAGUUAUAGUUUGACGGACAAUACUAAGGGUAUGAUUGACUUAAAGCUGAUUAAAGCUUUAAUCCGUAUUCUGCAAGAUGAGUUCGAUUUUCUACAAAGGGAUAUGCUUGUAGUCAUACAAAAAUCAUGGUCUGAAAUUAUUAGGUUAAAAAAUUUUAAUAUUCGAUUUAUAAAAUGUCAUUGUUUAUCUAUCAAUAAAAAGAGGCGAAA
Belonocnema kinseyi is the source of this 2057-nucleotide messenger RNA. RefSeq lists its product as uncharacterized. The record is from RefSeq and is a predicted model, not a curated record. The transcript has 3 exons. Bases 107 to 556 code for a protein of 149 amino acids. Lineage: Eukaryota; Metazoa; Arthropoda; Insecta; Hymenoptera; Cynipidae. Gene Ontology annotation, biological process: positive regulation of voltage-gated potassium channel activity; sleep; regulation of synaptic transmission, cholinergic.